GCAGCUGUUAGGAGAGCAUCGUGCCGGCUACGUACUUAUGCGGCCACCUAUACCGCCGUCGAUGUUGUGCCCGCCGAUCGACACAUCAUGCAAAUGGCCGAGGUGGUGGCUUCCCCGUAUCUACCAAUAAGUGACUAUGUGGCGGGUCGAAAACGCCUGGUGCAAAACAGCAACAGUCUUCGCAAUUCUCCUUCUGGGAUUCAUGACUUGGCUUUACCAAACCAAUUUGCCGACCGUUUCAGGUAUCACCCAUUUUCCGCUCUGGUCGAAGCGUCUCCAGCGACAUCGAUCCAUCGCUUCUGACGCCCCCAUGCAUACCGAUGAUGUCACCAUAUGGUUCGUCGAGAGUUCAAAUGAAACAUGCUUAAAGGGUCGCCAGGCAUGCUCAAUUGAGUCAGCUUCAUUGCACAACCCAAGCGCGCGUAUCCUUCUCUUGACAACAGGCCAGCUAUCUCCAGACUGUGACUUCUAUAAAGCAUUGUCCUCACUAGAAAACUUUGCUAGCUUCAAGAUUAAUUUGACGGACACGUUUAGCGACACGCCUAUAUAUUCCUGGUACAGGUCUCGAAACUGGACUAAGGGCCCGUACGGAAUAGAAGACCUCAGCGACGGCAUCAGACUCGCGGUAUUGUGGAAGUACGGCGGAAUCUACCUGGACCUCGACGUCAUUGUGCUUAACGGCCUCCGGGAACUAAACAACAGCGUAAUGUUCGAAGUCACUGGCCAACUAACGAACAGCGUGCUAUAUUUUGAUAAGGGACAUCCGUUCAUCGGUGAAGCGCUCAAAAGGUGCGCUAAAGAGUACAACGCUGUUCAUUGGGGGAGCUGUGGUCCAUCUCUACUGGGACGCGUCUACUACUCAUGGACCAAUGGGGAAAAAGUGGUCAGAUUUAGAGAGCGCGAAACGUUUUUUGCGGUUGGAUACGAUGCAUGGAUGUCGUUCUUCGAGCCCAGCAAAGCUGGUUCGGUGUUUGAGGCUGUAGCAAACAGCUAUGGCGUCCACCUGUGGAACAAAUUAAGCCAUGGUGUGAGAGUUGUUGUUGGAUCGGGAUCAGCCCUUGAUGUAUUGGCCAGGUUCAACUGCCCUACUGUAUACUCAAUAAUGAAGCCAAAAAAAUUUUUUUGAUGUUUGCCAUAAUUCCUCUAGGUCUGCAGAUUGCUGAGUGUGAUUGCUGACACUUUGAAUUGCGAUCAGGCGUAAUUCUUUAUGUGCGUACGGGUAUUACAUGUACGCUGUAAGUCGUGUGUUAUGAAUGAAUUGCAGUAGUGCUUCGCGGAAUUUAUCUCGCGGUUAUAGCUGAUAGAGACAAUGUAGAAGAGGUCGCAAUGCAGUAGCAGACGGGAGCGUUCCUACUGGUGGUUCAGUUAGGCAACGAGAAGCAACAGUCACUUUAGCGAAAAGUCAGUCUCUGAAGAAAAGGUAGCGUGUGGAUUAUCAAUAAACUCGUCUAAGACACUGGGGAAGCGUAAUUUCAGUGUAGCAAAUGAAGUACGGAAGGUAGACGAUACCGUAUGCGCAAAGGCAAACAUAAACAUAAAACACAAA
This is a messenger RNA of Rhipicephalus sanguineus (brown dog tick), 1546 nucleotides long. RefSeq names its product lactosylceramide 4-alpha-galactosyltransferase-like. Gene Ontology annotation, molecular function: hexosyltransferase activity. The coding region runs from base 137 to 1126 and encodes 329 amino acids. Gene Ontology annotation, biological process: glycosphingolipid biosynthetic process. The transcript is spliced from 2 exons. NCBI's taxonomy places the organism in Eukaryota, Metazoa, Arthropoda, Arachnida, Ixodida, Ixodidae. The record is from RefSeq and is a predicted model, not a curated record.